AUGCCGCCGCGUACCACGCCCACUGCUGCAGCGGCUGCCAGCGCAGCCAGUCCGGCACACGCCAGCAGCGCCAUUUCCGCACUGCCAGCAAUCCGCGGCGUGGCCGCUGCGCUCCACUGCGCGUGCGAGCACUGCUUGCCGCGGACGCUCCUCCUCCGCGGCCUGCUGCGGAAGUGGGCCGGCUCGGGGCAGCCAGGACGGAGCACCGCAGAGCACGCGUUGAAGGCGGAGCUCCCUGCAGGCUCUGCUGUUGGGCACGGGGGCCCGCAGAUGCGAGGGCUCGCGGCCUUCACGCUGUACGCGCCCCCGGACGCGCCGGCGUGGGGCAAGUCGCAGGGCACGUUCCCGAGCGUGUCCUUCGCGAACCUGACGGCCAAGGACCCGAAGGCGCCCGUCGGGAUUACCCCCGAGAGCGCGGGCCUGGAGGUCGUGCUGAUCAGCGAUGCCGACUACAGCAGGCUGCCAGGCCUGGGCCUCGGCUGCCCCGCCCAGAAGCGGCUGCAGUGGCCGGAGGGCGUGCCGGUAGCGAGGCUCCCCAUCCCGCUCAACGGGGGCGUCGCCAGCUCCAGCCCGGUCAACAUCACCACGACUGGUAUCUACUACCUGGUGUUCGCCAACUGCGAGAACACCACGGGGGCCGAGAUCCAGAUCGGCGGCGCUGUCGUGGUGAGAAAUCCUUUCGGCUUCUUGACCGCCAUCGACUUCCACAAGCAGACCGUCUACGGCUGGGUGUCGGUCACGUAUGUGGUGCUGGCGAUCAUCUGGGCCGGGCUCUGUAUGACGUGGCAGGAGGAGCUCAUCACGAUUCACGCGAUCGUGGGCGUGACAAUCAGCAUCGGCUUGAUCGAGGCAAUCUCCUGGUACUUCUGCCUCGAGUUCGUUAACACCUACGGGGAAGUGGCCGACAACACCAAGUGUGUCAUGGUGAUGAUCACGGUGCUGAAGACCUACACGGCCUACACCUUCGUCGUGGUGCUCUCCCAGGGUUGGCGGAUGACCGAGGAAACCAUAGACAACUGCACGCUGUGGAAGAUGGCCGUGGUGGGACUCAUGUGGGUCCUCAUCGCCUACAUGCACGAGGGGGCCAUGGCAAACCGGCACAGCUUCCACAUCGCCGCGAAGAUGAUGGUGGCCACGGCGAUCGCCGCCUUCGCCGCCAACGUAGUGUACUUCGCCUGGAUUUUCGCGUCCCUCCGCGGCCUGAAGGAGGGGCUCAGGGAGCGAGGCCUCACCGACCAGCUGAAGGCGGUCUCCACAUUCGCCAACGCCCUCGUCGUCGCGGCCGUCCUGGGGUGCCUCGGAGGGGCGCUCCAGAUCAUGGACAGCGCGGACAGCCUCCACGUAUCCUGGAAGUACCAGUUCUUCGCCGACGGCGGCCUCCCGAACCUGAUACACACGGGCAUGGUCCUCGUUGCGAUGUGGGCGUGGAUGCCCUCGGCGGGCUCGGGGCACAUGGGCUACGGCGGGGUCGGGGCGACCGAAGACCAGGAGGACAGCGCCGUCUGGAGGGACGAGGCCGACGAGGAGAUGAUCGAGGGCGGCAACAAGGUCGCCCCUGCCACUGUCGGGGCCGCGGCGAACGACGACCUCUGA
Molecule: messenger RNA, 1593 nt
Organism: Prorocentrum cordatum
Lineage: Eukaryota; Dinophyceae; Prorocentrales; Prorocentraceae
Source: the annotation of a GenBank genome assembly